Messenger RNA from Epinephelus fuscoguttatus (brown-marbled grouper), 6474 nucleotides. Its product is annotated as protocadherin alpha-C2-like. The record is from RefSeq and is a predicted model, not a curated record. Bases 543 to 3599 code for a protein of 1018 amino acids. NCBI's taxonomy places the organism in Eukaryota, Metazoa, Chordata, Actinopteri, Perciformes, Serranidae. Gene Ontology annotation, biological process: homophilic cell-cell adhesion. The transcript is spliced from 4 exons. Gene Ontology annotation, cellular component: plasma membrane. Gene Ontology annotation, molecular function: calcium ion binding.
GUGGCGCUGACAACAAGAGGGGAAAACGAUUGUGUCGAAAUCUCGUCCCCGAAAUCAGCGUGCAGAGGACACUGACCGCUUCAUGUACGGCGGUCAGAUGUGCAGAUAGAUAAAACCCCAGAGUCAUUUCAUCGUUUUGUGUUUUUAUUUUUAUUAGAUGGUCCUCGAUGAUUUUCUUUUUUUCGGAGGUGCUGAAAUGCAGCCAGCAUCGUUUGAGCGAGUGGCUCCCCCUCCCCUUUUGCCCACAGACACCAUCACCACAUCGCAGGGAGAGGGAGAGAGAGCAAUAGGCAGCAUCAGUGAAAGGAGCCAGCCUUGCUUGUAGGUUAGAGAUUUUUAAAAACAGCACAGACAAAGGAAAACAUGGAUGCACAGGGGAAAAUUCCCUUCCAUCAGGCACCAGAGAGGAUGCGGUGGUCGUCCUGCACAUAGCCGGAGUUAUGCACGGACUAUUCCCUCGUUUUUAAUGAGGCGGGUGGGCACGCACAGCAAGCUGAAAAGGCGGAAAGAUCUCUCCAACCCGUCUGCAAAUUCUGCCUGCGAUGGCUGUGACGGCGCGAUGCUGUUACAGUAUAAAUGAGAAUGUGCCUUUUUCUUUGUAUUUGGUUAUUUUCGUACUCAGUGGCCUUACAAAUGCACAAAUUCGAUACUCCAUUCCGGAGGAGCUGGAGAACGGGGCACUGGUCGGUGACAUUGUCCGGGAUUUGGGUCUGGACCUGAGAAAACUUUCCACGCGACGCAUCAGAAUCACAUCGGACAGCGGACGGAGAUAUUUCACCAUCAACCACAAAACUGGAAAGCUGGUGGUGAGUGACCGCAUUGACCGAGAGACAGUGUGUGAAUUCAGUGGCACCUGUUCGCGCAAUCUGGAGGUGGUGUUAGAGAAUCCACUGGAGGUGCACAACGUGGAGGUGGAGAUUUUGGACGUCAACGACAACGCGCCGCAAUUCCCCCGAGAUGAAUAUCAGCUCGAGGUGUCGGAGUCGGCUCUCCCCGGGUCGCGCUUCCACAUCGAGGGAGCUCAGGAUGCAGAUGAUGGCUCCAACUCUGUGAAGCAGUACCGCCUCAGCCCAAACGACCACCUGGCCCUGGACUCCAUUAAACCCUUUGCAAACAAUAAGCACAUCGAGUUUAUUCUCAAAAAGCCCUUUGACCGCGAGCAGAUGCCCUCCCAUCAGCUGAUCCUGACAGCUAUGGAUGGAGGCACCCCACAGAGAACUGGAACAGCCAAAAUCAAUGUGCGCAUCCUUGAUGCCAAUGACAACGUACCUGCGUUUGACAGCUCCGUGUACAAAGUAAAGCUGUCUGAAAACUCUCCAAAGGGCGCACUUGUGAUCAAGUUAAACGCAACAGACCCUGAUGAGGGCUCAAAUGGGGAGGUGUUUUACUCCUUCAGCAGUUACACACCUGAAAGAGUGAGACAGAUGUUUUCCAUGGACACAGAAACAGGAGAAAUCAGGGUGAAAAACAAUAUAGACUAUGAGGAGACAAACUCAUAUGAAAUGUACAUACAGGCCAUGGACAAGGGCCCGGCUCCUGUGGCAGUGCACUGUAAAGUAGUUGUAGAAGUUUUGGAUGUCAAUGACAACAUUCCUGAGAUUGUACUGUCUUCGCUCUCCAGCCCCGUACGUGAGGAUGCCCGGGCUGACACGGUUGUAGCAUUGAUCAGUGUGAAUGACCGUGACUCUGGACCAAAUAAACAAGUCACCCUGGAGAUCAUGCCCAAUUUGCCUUUUAAGAUCAAGUCUUUCCGGAACCACUACACCAUCGUCACAGCCGCUUUCCUGGACCGGGAAACCAUCUCGUCCUACAAUGUCACUGUCAACGCCGUGGAUGGAGGCACGCCACCCCUGUCUUCUCAAAUGACCUUUAAAGUGGACGUUGCAGACGUGAAUGACAACCCACCUCGCUUUGAACAGACAUCGUAUACUGUUUAUAUUACAGAGAACAAUGCCCCCGGUGCACCUCUGUGUGUUGUUAAGGCCACAGACGCUGAUGCUGGAGAAAAUGCUCGCAUCACCUAUACUGUCCUCAAUGACAACAACCAUGGUAUCCCUGUAGCCAGCUAUGUCAGCAUCAAACCUGAUAUAGGUGAAGCCUAUGCCCUGCGAGCCUUCGACUUUGAGAAGCUGAGAGAGUUUCAUUUUCAGGUUAAAGCCCAGGACAACGGUGUGCCUCCGCUCAGCCGUGUGGCCACAGUGUAUGUUUACAUUAUGGAUCAGAAUGACCAUGCGCCCAGGAUAGUCUACCCACCUGCCAAUGGGAGCCGCACCACAGAGACGCUGAUGAAAAACGCUGAAGCGGGAGUGUUGGUUAGCAAGGUGACGGCAUGGGAUGGGGAUGCAGGGCAGAAUGCUUGGCUGCUCUAUGCCCUGGAGCAGACCAACAAAGACCUUGACCUAUUCAAGGUGCAUGAGUACACAGGUGAGAUCCGCACCACAAGGCGCGUGAUUGAGGACAACUCCACCUCCUUCGUUUUGACAGUGAUGGUGCACGAUAACGGCCUACCGCCGCUCUCCUCCACAGCCACCAUCCAUGUGCACGUGAUGGAGCUGCCCCCAAAGUUGGCCCCUGACCCCAAGCGCAUCAUCAGGCCCAACAGCCCCCUAAUGUUUUCCAAUGUCACCCUCUACCUCAUCAUUGCCCUGAGUGCCACAACCUUCGUGUUCCUGGUCACCGUCUUUGUGCUGGCCAUUGUGCGUUGCCAUGCCUACUGCACCCAGCCUGGCUCCUGCUCCCCGUGUUGUGUCUCCAAGAAGAGUGUUCCAGAGGGGGGCACCUCGGCUGGUGGUGGUGGGGGUGGAGGAAGAGCUGCAGGUGGUGGAGGAGCAGGAGGAGGAGGAGGAGGACAAGGAGGUGGUGGAGGCGCAGCUGGAGGGCAACCCAACAACAACGUGGCCCUUCGCCGCGACCUCAAAGUGGAACCGCAUUAUAUUGAAGUGCGGGGAAAUGGGUCUUUGACCAAAACAUACUGUUACAAGACAUGCCUGACUGCCACGUCAGGAAGUGACACUUUUAUGUUCUACAACACAGGACGGCCACACAGUGGCACCUGGGGCUCGGGCUACGUCACCAGCCACAGUGGACAGAGCCAGUUAUUUGUACGGCGUCUCAGUAUGCCAGACGCAACUGCCAUUCAGCCCAAAGUGCCGAGUGCAGACUGGAGAUAUUCAGCCUCCCUGAGAGCAGGAGGUGUGAUGCAGAGCUCAGUGCACAUGGAAGAGUCCUCAGUAAUGCAAGGAGCCCAAGGUGUCCUGGUUCAGAACUGGCCCACUGCAUCUAGCGCUGCUGAUGCUGAAGGGGGAGAGGUGUCCCCCCCAAUGGGUGCUGGCGUAGACAGCAACAGCUGGCACUUUCGCUAUGGCCCCGGCGGUCCUGGUGCACCCCCACAACACCUGAAACCUGGCGAGGUCCCCCCAGAAGCCUUCAUCAUCCCUGGCUCCCCCGCCAUAAUAUCCAUCAGACAGAACCAGGGAGGAGAGGACGACAAGAGCGAUUUCAUCACCUUUGGGAAGAAAGAGGAAGCCAAGAAGAAAAAGAAGAAGAAGAAGGAGAAGAAAGACAAGAAGGAUAAGGGCAAGGAUGACGGAGAUGAGUAGAGGAGCGGAAAGAGAAAACAGCAAAGAAGAAGAGGGCGUUGUUAAAACAGAGGUACCAACCAAAGUCCACUGGGCAAAAAGAAAAUGUGAAACCUGUUAUAGAUUUUUCCAACUUCAUUUUAUUACCUAUUUUCACUGAUAAUAUUUCAAAGAACCUGGCCUUACCAAGAUUGAUUUUACCUUCAGUCCCUUACUGAGGUAAAUUUUCGAUCUUGCCUUGAUAAACAAUAAAAUGAUUGAUUUUGCUCCACGCCCCUAUGUGCCUAUACACCCAGAGUCAACUCAUGUCAGUCACCUGCUCCAAUAAGGAAGGACCACUCUUUGCCCCUGUCUUCAAUUUUUUGUCCUUUAACCCACUGGGCACGUUGGCACCUCUGUCUUACCCCCACCCCAACUGAUGUGUAAACCAUUCUCUCUGAGAGAACACAAAUACUUUGUACAAGAACAACAAAAAGCUCUGUGCCAGCCAAGGAAAAGAAGAACGACCAAGAAGAUUGAGACAGAUGUAUACCAUCUGGAGCUGGACACACACUACUUGUAAAUAGCACAGGAGAGAGUCACUGAAACUAAGGCUUACAAGACACUGCUGCAGAUUCCUCUGGUAAUUACCAACAGUGUUUCCUGAGAUCUCGAAGAAACCACAUGCACACAUUCGCAUGCUCACACAUUCAAACAUGCAAACACAGAUACACGUAUUUACCAUGACAAAGUAGAUGUGGAAAGCACUUGAGACCUAGAGAGAGGGAGAGAAAUAAGAAAAAAAGGAGAGAAAAUCAACUGAUAUCAAAGAAAUGUGCUUAAAACGAGACACUGCAAGCUUUUUGCCCUGCACAGUCGCCUAUGUGCGGUGCGCAUGUGUACAUCAACUCUCUCAGGAUGGAAGCAGCAUCCUUUGCAUUCACUCUGUAUUUGCUCACUGCAUUUGAAGGACACAGAGAGCUUCAUCUCCAGCCAGAACCCCAACUGAGGAAUGCAGAGAGCACCGGAAAGAUGAAGAGAUGGAAGGAUACCUCACAUUCUCCUGAGGAUCACCGAGGGGAGAAUCCAGCUGAGCUGGCUUGUGACUCCGCUUUCAGUCAGUGGACUCUGAUGAAACCUUAUAGAAUAUUAGAGGAGUCUUGAGAUUUUGAUAACACCUUCUCUUCUCCCCCUGCCGCAGCAAAAGCCUAUGCUUUCUGCUUUGAAUGUUUGGUAGCAACCAGUCCUUACCUGAUACCUUGAGUUUACAACUGCUCACUUGCUUGUACUUGCCCCAAGCUGCCACGAGCCGUCCUCUCCUCUCCCAACUGCCUUUUCUUCCCCUCACGGUCACCCAUCCCCACAGACUGCCUCUUCACGUGAUGAUGAAGUUUGUGAACUUGUUCUGUUUUCAUUUAUUCUCUAAGAGAUUCACUACUACAAACUCCUGCAUAUUUUUCUUUUCUUCCUCAUAGCUUUAACUGCUUUUUGCGUGUCAUGCCCGCCCCCAUUUACCCUUGGACACUGCCCCUAACCCCCCGCUCUGACCCCCCUGCUCAGGAUUGAUCCUGGGAAAUGGCCUGCUCUGAACAUUGUGGUGUGCUGAGAACAGCAUGGAGUAAUGUGGACGAGGCCCGGGGAAGCCCAGUCGGGGGUCGACGCCCUGAACUCUUGUCAGAUGUCUCUCUAAGUGCACAACGGUUCAGUGCUUUUAACUUGCGAAUACUACAGUACACUGUUUAUUUCUUGUUUGUAGCCACUGAUGAGAGGGGACCAGGUGGGAUGAAGCAGAUUACAGGGGUGGAGGGCCGGGAGAAAGUGAGGAGACAGAUGCCGUGGGCUGGCCCUCCACCUCCACGUACAAGAGAAGAAAGUUGUUCUCCAAAUUGAUUGUUUAGGAUCGUUGAGUCGCAUAUUAGCUUUUAUGUACGCUGUAAAUGUAGCGUAGACUUUUCAUAGAUUGUCUCUGCAUUAGUAAUUGAAACCUGCUCAAAGUACGGGCAUCUAGGGAUUCCCAUCCCGCAGCUGUAUCCCACCAAUCCUCUCUCAGGAGGUUUUGAAAAAGGGGCACACUCUUGCCUCAAGACCUGCUUCUGUUGGUUCCCCUCCCCUGCCUGUAACUUGUUGCCACGUCCCCAAAGUUUUGCGGCUCAGUAUGACGUCACUCCAUUAAGUGGCUGCUGCAUGUACUGCUCUAAGGAAACACAUACUAUAUAGAGAAAUAUAUAUAUAAAUAGAUAGAUGGCUAUGAUUUUAUUAUUUUGUAUUAUCAUUUUUCUUCAUUACUCGCACAGGAGAUAUUUGUAUGUACUUCUGUCUCUGCCAAACAUCUAUGUACUACAAUCUUCACGCUCCACAGAUGUUGUAUGGCAUCCACUAAACCUCUUUAGAUAUUUGUAAAUGCUAUAGUGUGAUACCUUUCAACGCAAGUUUAUUAUUUUUUUCUUUUACCAAAUAUGAUUUUUGCUUUUGAAAACAAGCAAAGCAAGAGAAAAAAGGAAAAAAAAAUCACUCUCUGUGUCCAGCUUUGACAUGACGAUCUAACUAACACUGUAAUAUUGUAACUGAAAUAUGUAUGAUCCUAUGAUGAGCUAUCACUUCCCUUUCACUCUUAAAAAAAGAAAGAAAAAUGUCUGAAAAAAAAAAUUCCAGUGUAAAAAAAAAAGUAUAUGUAGUGUAUGCUUGUGUUUAGUGAGCGUUCAUGCUGUCAUUCUUUCCCAAUGUAUGGUGGUGAACUAUGGUGGCAAUGUGCUGUCCUGAGCGGACUAGCCCAGAUCUGUUGUAAAACCCUUUUUGUACACCUGCUCAUCAACUGUGACAGUGAAGUAGUGAUUUUCAUUUAUUUCAUUUAUUUUCAGAUUUUUUUAUUUUACCUAAAUGGAUACAGUGGUAAUGUGUUUUGUUUAUAAAUCACUAA